Xenopus laevis (African clawed frog) is the source of this 2049-nucleotide messenger RNA. RefSeq names its product farnesyl-diphosphate farnesyltransferase 1 S homeolog (gene fdft1.S). Gene Ontology annotation, biological process: cholesterol biosynthetic process; steroid biosynthetic process; lipid biosynthetic process. The coding region runs from base 204 to 1562 and encodes 452 amino acids. Gene Ontology annotation, cellular component: endoplasmic reticulum membrane; endoplasmic reticulum; membrane. The transcript is spliced from 7 exons. Gene Ontology annotation, molecular function: D-glucose transmembrane transporter activity; squalene synthase [NAD(P)H] activity; transferase activity, transferring alkyl or aryl (other than methyl) groups. NCBI's taxonomy places the organism in Eukaryota, Metazoa, Chordata, Amphibia, Anura, Pipidae. The record is from RefSeq and is a predicted model, not a curated record.
GGGGGGUGGGUGGGCGUGUUGGCAGUUUGUGUUGUGAGAAGCCGCAGUUUGUGUUGUGAGAAGCCCUCGCUGCCAGUUGCAAUAACAGUGACUAUGGGCACCUCUUGUGCCCCCCUCCCUAACUGCCGAGCCCUUGCCCCCAGGCCCCGAGCUCAAUUACUUUAAGUUCCCAGCACUGGGGAAAUUUCCGUGGAGUUUGGCCGAUGGCCAGCGUGAAUUGCAAAACUGCCGUCUCCCUGUUCAAGCGGACUCUCUCUCUGGGCCCAGCUCAGAAGCCUUGUGGCCAGCGUUCGCUACUGACUGCCAGUCGGCUACAGGACAGGGGCCUAAAGGAAGGCCGCACGGUGCAGAUAUGCUUUGCCCCCCAGAGUCAGGCAGUGUGCAGGGUUCAUCCCGUCUAUUUCCUCCAACAGGACUCCAUGAGCGACAGCCUGCAGACCUGCUACCGAUACCUCAAUGAGACCAGCAGGAGUUUCGCCGCUGUUAUACAAGCGCUGGAUGGGGAGUUGCGGCACGCGGUGUGUAUAUUCUACCUGGUGCUGAGGGCUCUGGAUACGGUGGAGGACGACAUGACCAUCGCUCUGGAGACAAAGACCCCCAUGUUGCACGACUUUCACACCUACCUGUACCAGGCCGACUGGAGGUACAUGGACAGUAAAGAGAAGGACAAGCAGGUGCUGGAGGAUUUCCCCACGAUUUCCCUGGAAUUCAGGAAACUGGCAGUGAUUUACCAGGAAGUCAUUGCCGAUAUCUGUCACAAGAUGGGAGUCGGAAUGGCUGAAUAUUUGGAAAAGAAGGUCCAGACCCUGCAGGAAUGGGACCAGUACUGUCACUACGUCGCUGGACUUGUCGGCAUCGGAUUGUCUCGUCUGUUUUCUGCCUCCGAACUGGAAGAUCCCAUCGUGGGACUGGAUACCCAGCUCUCUAAUUCCAUGGGACUGUUCCUGCAGAAAACCAACAUCAUCCGAGACUACCUGGAGGACCAGACGGAAGGCCGAGAGUUCUGGCCCAAAGAGGUUUGGGGCAAGUAUGGGAAGAAGCUGUCGGAUUUGGCAAACCCGGAGAAGAUUAUCCCAGCGGUGCAUUGUAUGAAUGAGCUCAUCACCAACGCAUUACAUCAUGUCCCCGACGUCCUCACUUAUCUGUCCCGGCUAAAGAACCAGAGCGUCUUCAACUUCUGCGCAAUUCCACAGGUGAUGGCCAUUGCCACUUUGGCCGCAUGUUACAACAACCAGCAAGUGUACAAAGGGGUUGUAAAGAUCCGCAAAGGGCAGGCGGUGACCCUAAUGAUGGACGCCACCAAUAUAGAGGCAGUGAGAGCCAUCAUGUACCAGUAUGUAGAGGAGAUCUACCAGAAAAUCCCCCUCACAGACCCCUCGUCGGGCCGCACCCAACACAUCAUCGCUUCAGUCAGGAAUCUGAGUUUAUCCGACGGCUCAUUGGCUUCCCGGAACCAUUUCUCCCCCAUUUACUUGUCGUGUGCGAUGCUAUUGGCUGCCAUCAGCUGGCAGUAUCUCAGCACCGUGUCCCAGGUAUCCGAGGAGGUUCAUAGUCGCCAGUGAUUGCUCCCCGGGAUGCUGGGCUCCUUCUCACUACAGCAGGGUCUCGUGCAAGCACAAAGGGAACGUUCUGCCCCCCAAAUGGACUUUAUUUAUACAAAGGAUCAUGGGAUUGAAUCGAUAAGAUCCCGAUGAUGGAAACUUUGUAUAAAAGAUAAUAGCACUUAAUGCACCUUUAUCUGGACUCAGCCGCCAUACAUACCCCCAAAGGAUCAUUUUAAGUUGAUUUUAUUGGCUAUUUCUCUAAACCGCUGACCAUCCUGAUUGGCUCUCCCAGCUCAUGACACUUGCCAAGCUACUGCCUGUCAUCAGGACGACAUUGGUGGUUUUGGGAGAGACAAGAGGCCGUUUUAUUGGUUUUCAGGUUCUGAGAUGAAUCGCGCCGGCUGGACAAUAUCUUGUGAGAGUCCUGUGCGGAACCAAUUUGUUAAACUUGAACCCGACCCGCCACCCGCAUACUUACCCACUUGGACCCACAAGUACCUUAUCC